AUGUCUCUGAUUGCUCCGCGAGCUGCGCGACGUGCGCUCCCCCUGUGCGCGAGGGCCCACGCCGCGCGGGCGUUCAGCGCCUCCGUAUACAGGAGCAAGACGGCCACCGAGACCGUCAAGGACGGGCUUAAGACGGUCGAUAGGGCGGUUACGGAUCACGUCGUUCUUCCGGGGCUGGAAGCUGCCGCUACUGCGGGGCGGAAGGUGAAGCAGAGUGCCGAGGCGGUUACCCAUAAGGGCAAGGCGAGCGAGGUCAAGGGCCAGGUGAAGGGGAUGGCGGAGGAGGUCAAGGGCCAGGUGAAGGGGAAGGCGGAGGAGGUCAAGGGCCAGGUGAAGGGGAAGGCGGAGGAGGUCAAGAGCCAGGUGAAGGGGAAGGCGGAGGAAGUCAAGGGCAAGGCGGAAGAGACUGCUGCCGAGGUGCAGGGAAAGGUGAAGGGGGCGGCGGAAGAGGCCAAAAGGGAUGUGUGA
Ustilaginoidea virens is the source of this 468-nucleotide messenger RNA. RefSeq lists its product as uncharacterized. The transcript is spliced from 2 exons. Lineage: Eukaryota; Fungi; Ascomycota; Sordariomycetes; Hypocreales; Clavicipitaceae. Bases 1 to 468 code for a protein of 155 amino acids. The record is from RefSeq and is a predicted model, not a curated record.